This is a messenger RNA of Suricata suricatta (meerkat), 2716 nucleotides long. It is a transcript of the gene BBS10, whose product is annotated as Bardet-Biedl syndrome 10. Gene Ontology annotation, molecular function: ATP binding. The record is from RefSeq and is a predicted model, not a curated record. Lineage: Eukaryota; Metazoa; Chordata; Mammalia; Carnivora; Herpestidae. Gene Ontology annotation, biological process: chaperone-mediated protein complex assembly. Bases 64 to 2217 code for a protein of 717 amino acids. The transcript has 2 exons.
UCCUUCUUGGCGGUGCUCGGGCUCAGCCGCCGGCAGCCGGGAGCAGCGCGGGCCUCACGCCCUAUGGCCGCCGCGGGGUCUGCGAAGGCGGCGUUGCAGGUGGCGGAAGUGCUGGAGGCCAUCGUGAGCUGCUGCGUGGGGCCCGAGGGGCGGCAGGUUCUGUGUACGAAGCCCACCGGCGAGGUGCUGAUCAGCCGGGAUGGAGGCUGCCUCCUGGAGGCGCUACACGUAGAGCAUCCCAUAGCCAGGAUGGUGGUGGCCUGUGUUUCCAGUCAUCUACGAAAAACAGGAGAUGGUGCUAAAACAUUUAUUAUCUUUCUUUGCCAUUUACUCAGAGGACUUCAUGCAAUCCCAGACAAAGAACAGGAUUCUUUGAUUUCCCCAAAUAUUCAAACCCAUAGAAGACAUUGGAAAAAUUGUUGUCAGUGGAAAUUUAUUUCUCAGGCUCUUCUGAGGUUUCAGACACAAGUAUUAGAUUAUAUUAUGGGCCACUACUUAAGUAAACACUUUUUGUCCGUCUUCUCUUCAUCCACUAAAGAGAGAACAUUGUGUAGAAGCUCUUUAGUGUCGCUCUUAGAAGCCUACUUUUGUGGAAGAGUGGGAAGAAAUCAUCACAGCUUUAUUUCACAAUUGAUGUGUGACUACUUUUUCAAGUGUAUGGCUUGUGAAAGUGGGUGUGAAGAAGUAUUUGAGAUAGUGGAUGACUAUUUUGUAGAGUUGAGCAUCGGUGUCGCUGGGCUUCCUGUCUCAGAUUCCAGGAUCACAGCGGGGCUUGUGCUUCACAGAGACUUUUCUGUAUACUGUCCAGCAGAUGGUGACAUAAGAAUAGUGCUAGUAACAGAAACCAUUCAGCCUUCUUUUUCAACUUCUGGAUCAGAGUUUAUUCUAAAUUCAGAAACACAGUUUCAGACAUCUCAGUGUUGGAUUAUGGAAAGGACAAAAGCAAUCAUGAAACAUUUGCAGUGUCAGAAUGUACAAUUGCUCCUGUCUAGUGUGAAACAGUCAGACUUAGUUCUUUAUUAUGCAGGACUGAAUGGCAUAUCUGUGGUGGAGUGUUUAUCCUCUGAAGAAGUUUCUCUUAUCCAGAGGGCUGUUGGUCUUUCUCCCUUUGUAUUACCGCAUGCCUCUUCACAGUAUGAAAUCUGUAACACUGCUUUGAUGAAAUUUUGUAAGCCCCUUAUCUUUAGAUCCAAAAGGUAUGUUCAUCUUGGCUUUAUUGGCACAUGUUCCUUUAUACCACAUUGUGUAGUUCUUUGUGCACCAGUGCAGGGUCUUGUGGAACAACAUAAAAAUGCUUUACGUGGAGCAUUUAAAAUGCUUCGGCAGUUAUUUAAAGAUCUUGAUCUAAAUUACGAGAUACAAGCCAGUGAUCAAAAUUGUACAUCAAGUCCUCUUACUAAUAGGAAUAGCAGAGAAAGUAAGCCAUUGCCAGAAAAUGGCUCCAUACAAAGCCCAUGUCAGGGCACAGUUGUAAAGAACAAAGGUAAGCUCGCAACAACUGAAGCAUAUUUAAAAGUAUAUUCAAAUUUGGUAGUUCCAAGUAUAGACUUAGAAACAUAUACUCCAUGUUCAACACCAAAAGGGACACCAACAGAUACAUACCAGACAGAUGAAACACGGAGGUGUUUAGUCAAAACAAGGACAAUUGAUGACAGUGAACCAUUUACUGAGGACAAUUCUGCUAAUUCAACAACGGGAAACACUAGAAUAGAAAUUUCUUGUGAAAACUUACAAGUCACAAAAAUUGCUGGAAAGGGAAGCAAGUUACCAGUGAGAGAAAAGUCACUGGAGAUGUGUACAUCGCACAGUCAGUGCUGCUCUUCUAUACCAGCAGGAUGUGUUUUGCCAGUGGGUGGUAAUUUUGAGAUCUUGUUACAUUACUAUCUUCUCAACUACGCCAGAAAAUGUCAGCAAUCAGAAGAAACCAUGGUUAGCAUGGUAAUAGCUAAUGCUCUUUUAGGCAUUCCCCAAAUCCUGUGUAAGUCUCAGAAGGGAAACUACAGCUUUCCACAUAUGUAUGUAAGAGCUCUCCAUGCACUGCAAACCAAUCAACCCAUGGUAAGUAGUCAGACAGGAUUGGAAUCAGUAGCUAGUAAAUACCAAUUACUAACUUCAGUUCUUCAGUGUUUAACAAAAAUUUUAACCAUUGAUUUGGUAAUCAAUAUUAAGAGACAACCUCAGAAGGUUUAUGAUCAAGAUUCAGAUGAGGAAGUAUAAAAUUGGGGGUUUUUUUAUUAAUCAAAAACUUAAUCCAACUCAAGCCAUAAAGUAAAAAAUAUGGCCACUGGAUCUCAAAUCAAUUUGGUCUAGUUAGGAAAACAUCACAACUUAAAAAGGCUUUAGAAGAAGUACACCAAGAGGCCAGCAGACAUUCAGACACAAAUAUUAGACAACAUUCUGGAACUGUUCUGAGGAGGAAGCUAAGAUCUGACUGUGUGUCUGUCUUCCUCCUAAAUGUCCCUGUGUCUCAGCUCUCUCUAUUAGUCCUUGUAUAUGUGAGAAGAUGUUUCUUUAUAGGUCCUUUUUACUUUCCUGUACCUUUUUUUCACUCUCUUCAUCUGACCUCUUGCCUUUCUGUAUUUAUUUAGUUCAUCGAAUUCUUUAAUCUGAGAUUUGGAUGGGAUCUUCAAAUGUCAUGCCAUUUUAAUUGUUUAUAAUAUUAAACAUCAUUUGCUUCAUUUAAGAUAAUUUAUUUUCAGGAUGCUUGGGUGGCUCA